Molecule: messenger RNA, 2835 nt
Organism: Bacillus rossius redtenbacheri
Lineage: Eukaryota; Metazoa; Arthropoda; Insecta; Phasmatodea; Bacillidae
Product: proline-rich protein 36-like
Exons: 8
Coding region: 1-2835 (944 amino acids)
Source: RefSeq, a predicted model, not a curated record
AUGGACCCGCCCGACACCGUGUCGGCGAGUGCUCCGUGGCGGCCGUGUCGACGAGUGCUCCGUGGCGGUUUCCCCGCUGUCCCGCCCGACACCGUGUCGGCGAGUGCUCCGUGGCAGUUCCCCCGCAGACCCGCCCGACACCGUGUCGGCGAGUGCUCUGUGGCGGAAUCCCCCGCAGACCCGCCCGACACCGUAUUGGCGAACCCGCCCGACACCGUAUUGGCGAGUGCUCUGUGGCGGUAUCCCCCGCAGACCCGCCCGACACCAUGUCGGCGAGUGCUCCGUGGCGGCCGUGUCGACGAGUGCUCCGUGGCGGUUUCCCCGCUGUCCCGCCCGACACCGUGUCGGCGAGUGCUCCGUGGCAGUUCCCCCGCUGCCAAGCCUGACACCGCGUCGGCGAGUGCUCCGUGGCGGUUCCCCCGCUGCCCCGCCCGACACCGUGUCGGCGAGUGCUCCGUGGCAGUUCCCCCGCAGACGCGCCUGACACCGUGUCGUUCCACCGCUGCCCCGCCCGACACCGUGUCGGCGAGUGCUCCGUGGCGGUUCCCCCGCUGCCCCGCCCGACACCGUGUCGGCGAGUGCUCCGUGGGGGUUCCCCCGCUGCCCCGCCCGACACCGUGUCGGCGAGUGCUCCGUGGCGGUUCCCCCGCUGCCCCGCCCGACACCGUGUCGGCGAGUGCUCCGUGGCGAUUCCCCCGCUGCCCCGCCCGACACCGUGUCGGCGAGUGCUCCGUGGCAGUUCCCCCGCAGACCCGCCUGACACCGUACCCGCCUGACACCGUGUCGGCGAGUGCUCCGUGGCAGUUCCCCCGCAGACCCGCCCGACACCGUGUCGGCGAGUGCUCUGUGGCGGAAUCCCCCGCAGACCCGCCCGACACCGUAUUGGCGAACCCGCCCGACACCGUAUUGGCGAGUGCUCUGUGGCGGUAUCCCCCGCAGACCCGCCCGACACCAUGUCGGCGAGUGCUCCGUGGCGGCCGUGUCGACGAGUGCUCCGUGGCGGUUUCCCCGCUGUCCCGCCCGACACCGUGUCGGCGAGUGCUCCGUGGCAGUUCCCCCGCUGCCAAGCCUGACACCGCGUCGGCGAGUGCUCCGUGGCGGUUCCCCCGCUGCCCCGCCCGACACCGUGUCGGCGAGUGCUCCGUGGCAGUUCCCCCGCAGACGCGCCUGACACCGUGUCGGCGAGUGCUCCGUGGUGGUUCCCCCGCUGCCUCGCCCGACACCGUGUCGGCGAGUGCUCCGUGGCAGUUCCCCCGCUGCCCCGCCCGACACCGUGUCGGCGAGUGCUCCGUGGCGGUUCCCCCGCUGCCCCGCCCGACACCGUGUCGGCGAGUGCUCCGUGGGGGUUCCCCCGCUGCCCCGCCCGACACCGUGUCGGCGAGUGCUCCGUGGCGGUUCCCCCGCUGCCCCGCCCGACACCGUGUCGGCGAGUGCUCCGUGGCGAUUCCCCCGCUGCCCCGCCCGACACCGUACCCGCCUGACACCGUGUCGGCGAGUGCUCCGUGGCGGUUCCCCCGCUGCCUCGUCCGACACCGUGUCGGCGAGUGCUCCGUGGGGGUUCCCCCGCUGCCCCGCCCGACACCGUGUCGUUCCCCCGCAGACCCGCCCGACACCGUGUCGGCGAGUGCUACGUGGCGGUUCCCCCGCUGCCCCGCCCGACACCGUGUCGGCGAGUGCUCCGUCGCGGUUCCCCCGCAGACCCGCCCGACACCAUGUCGGCGAGUGCUCCGUGGCGGUUCCCCCACUGCCCCGCCCGACACCGUGUCGGCGAGUGCUCCGUCGCGGUUCCCUCUCUGCCCCGCCCGACACCGUGUCGGCGAGUGCUCCGUGGCGGUUCCCCCACUGCCCCGCCCGACACCGUGUCGGCGAGUGCUCCGUGGCGGUUCCCCCGCUGCCCCGCCCGACACCGUGUCGGCGAGUGCUCCGUGGCAGUUCCCCCGCAGACCCGCCCGACACCGUAUCGGCGAGUGCUCCGUGGCGGUUCCCCCGCUGUCCCGCCCGACACCGUGUCGGCGAGUGCUCCGUGGCAUUUCCCCCGCUGCCUUGCCCGACACCGUGUCGGCGAGUGCUCCGUGGCGGUUUUCCCGCUGUCCCGCCCGACACCGUGUCGGCGAGUGCUCUUGGCGGUUCCCCCGCAGACCCGCCCGACACCAUGUCGGCGAGUGCUCCGUGGCGGUUACCCCGCUGCCCCGCCUGACACCGUGUCGGCGAGUGUUCCGUGGCGGUUCCCCCGCUGCCCCGCCCGACACCGUGUCGGAGAGUGUUCCGUGGCGGUUCCCCCGCUGCCCCGCCCGACACCGUGUCGGCGAUUGCUCCGUGGCGGUUCCCCCGCUGGCCCGCCCGACACCGUGUCGGCGAGUGCUCCGUGGCGGUUCCACCGCUGCCCCGCCCGACACCGUGUCGGCGAGUGCUCUUGGCGGUUCCCCCGCAGACCCGCCCCACACCGUGUCGGCGAGUGCUCCGUGGCGGUUCCACCACUGCCCCGCCCGACACCGUGUCGGCGAGUGUUCCGUGGCGGUUCCCCCGCUGCCCCGCCCGACACCGUGUCGGCGAGUGUUCCAUGGCGGUUCCCCCGCUGCCCCGCCUGACACCGUGUCGGCGAGUGCUCCGUGGCGGUUCCCCCGCUGCCCCGCCCGACACCGUGUCGGCGAGUGCUCCGUGGCGGUUUCCCCGCUGUCCCGCCCGACACCGUGUCGGCGAGUGCUCCGUGGCGGUUCCCCCGCUUCCCUGCCCGUCACCGUGUCGGCGAGUGCUUCGUGGCGUGGUGGUUGCUUUUCCCCGCUGACUGACGGCCGCGCUCCGCUGUGGAUGCCCUGCGAUCCGUCAUACUCGUGA